AUGAGAUUGCCCCGUGUCUGGAUUUGUGGGAAAAGACACGCCUCUGGCCAAGAAACUCUACUCGUAAUCACGCGCAAGGACGCGCAAGCGUUGUAA
Molecule: messenger RNA, 96 nt
Organism: Penicillium oxalicum
Lineage: Eukaryota; Fungi; Ascomycota; Eurotiomycetes; Eurotiales; Aspergillaceae
Exons: 1
Coding region: 1-96 (31 amino acids)
Source: RefSeq, a predicted model, not a curated record